This is a messenger RNA of Medicago truncatula (barrel medic), 1022 nucleotides long. Its product is annotated as F-box protein PP2-B10. Gene Ontology annotation, molecular function: protein binding. The record is from RefSeq and is a predicted model, not a curated record. The transcript is spliced from 3 exons. NCBI's taxonomy places the organism in Eukaryota, Viridiplantae, Streptophyta, Magnoliopsida, Fabales, Fabaceae. Bases 43 to 780 code for a protein of 245 amino acids.
UCUCAAUCCAAUACACCCGUUAGUGAAGGAUGCAUUGCCACCAUGGUGUCUCGUACUCCGGUUGACGCCGGUAGAUUCUCUGUCGUGUCCAAGACUUUCCAUUCUGCCGCCAGUUCCGACGCCGUCUGGAAUCAUUUUCUCCCUUCCGACAUCGACUCUAUCGUCUCACAGUCACCUUCAGUUGUAAAUGCUUCUUCCAAAAAGGCUCUUUAUCUUGCUCUAUCUGAUCAACCUAUCAUCAUCGACAAUGGCAAAAAGAGCUUUCAAUUAGAUAGAAAUAGUGGGAAAAAGUGUUACAUGCUUGCUGCUAGAUCUCUCGCCAUUACUUGGGGUGAUGACAACCGCUACUGGAACUGGAUUGCUAUGCCUGAUUCCAGGUUCCCCGAAGUUGCUAAACUUUGUCUUGUGUGGUGGCUCGAAAUUCGUGGGAUGAUUAACAAUCUUGCCUUGUCCCCAAAUACUCAAUAUGCAGCUUAUCUUGUGUUCAAAAUGAUUGAUUCCUAUGGGUUUGAGAACCUUCCUGUGGAUUUAUCUGUCGGUGUCAAAGGUGGCCAUAGUAGCACUAAAAUUGUUUGUUUGGAUCCAAAUGCAGAAUUCAUAUACAUCAGAGAAAGAGGAUUUUGCAAUUGUUUGAUAAGAUCAGAUAACAAAGUAGUAGGAUUGCCGCGGCCUAGUUGGAGAAGUGGUAGGUGGUGGGAGAUUGAGAUGGGAGAGUUCUUCAAUUCAGGCCUUGAAAAUGAAGAAGUCCAUAUGAGUGUUAUCGAAAAUAAAGGCUGGUGAGACGGGAAUUUCUUUCUUGAAGGAAUAGAAGUUAGGCCUAAGGUAGACAAUUAAGCAACUUUCAGUGAACUAUGUCAUGGGUCUUGUGUCUUGGAUGGUAGAAUAGUGCUUGAAGAUUUGAAGUUCCAACUUUUCAGUAUGUAACAUACUCUUGUUUAAAUGUUCUCUUCGUAAAGUUUUAGUAUUUAAUAUACUCUUGUUUAAACUGUCUCUUCUUAAAGUAUAUUCGUAAAGUUUCAGUA